GAAAGUUUCUUCAUCGAAAGGAUGUCGUGGAAGGAAUUUCCUCUGUAGAUGUCAUCGUGAUGUUUAACUUCAUCCUCGGAGGAAAAGGGACAAAGGAGUGGUGCAUUAUUACAUAAAGUGGGUGACUUCACCUCUCAGUGCAUCUCACUCCUUCAUCUGUUCGUCGCUUCAUCUGCAGCUUGACCAGCUCUCCUGCUUGUCAUCAAAGGUACGACAGCAUGGCGACGUCCGACGGCUUUCCAGCCAGUUUCUACGGGGAACCGGGAGUCCUGGGCAUGCUGUCCAAUGGGAUCAGCGCAUUCCUCGUGCUGCUGCAGAAUUUUAACUCCGCUCGUACCGGCGUGGCUCCAGCAGGGGUAGAGAACAUCCUUGCAGGUGUUCAUCUCAUCCUGAUCGGUGGUCUAUGCCAACUGGUGGCUGGGCUGCUUUCCUUCAGGAAAUACGAUCAUCUAAGCGGCACUGCCUUCAUUGGCUAUGCCGCUCUUUGGGCCAGUUAUGGUGCAACCAGAAUCUAUUUUGGUUCUUUAGCUGAUAAUCAAACCACCACAUUUACGCACCUAACAAUGAACAACACAUCCCUGACUACUAAUGUGACAGGCAACAUGUCACUGUUCCUGUCUCUAGAAGAGUCGGCCAUUGCUGGUCUGGUCCCCUACAUUCUCCUGUCCUUCCUCCUAGCCUUCUGCUCUGCCACACUCAACUACAUCAUGCCAUUUGUGUUCGGCGCCAUCACAGCCACCUUAGUCUUUGAAGCCGUCGGUGUGCUUGGGGCUUCCUGGGCCCUUGUGGUCUCCGGCGUUCUGGAGCUCCUCAUCCUGAUCUUCGCCAUCUACGGUUCCGCCGCGCUGCUCCUCAAAGGCCUGAGUCAGCGUCUAGUGCUGAGGGGCUUCGGCACCCCCCUCUUUAACGUUCUGCUGUUGGGAACUGCCCACUCAGCAAGAGCUCAGAGCAUCGGACAGGAGAAGAAGAAGAACACCAAAUAUGCAGAGCCGAUGGCCUUGGGUUUCUUCUGCGACACCGUGUCCUCCUUCAUCUUCGCUUUCUACAGCUUUGGGUACAUGAAGUCGUUUGGUUUGGGAAGCGCCUGGGUCUCCAUCAUUGCAGUGGCUCAGCUGUUUUCCAGCUACUACGCCCACUUGCGCCACGAUUGCUACCACACCACAAAGUUUGGUCUUCACGCAACCUAUUGGCUGAUCAAAGCCUGGGAUGAGUUUGUGGUGUCUGCAGUGGUUGUGGGAGACAGUAGAGUGGUCUCAGCAAGAGAAGCCAUGGUGGGAAACUGGUUCUUCGUGCUGGCCAGCUUAGUGCUCUGCGUGGGCAGCCUGAACAUGGACGCCCUAGAACUGAUCCAUAACAUGCUUUACGUCCUGCUCACUGUCUCCACAAUCCCCCAGAUCCCUCAACUGGCUUACUACACCUUCUUUGGUGUAGCGUGCUCCCUGGUCACUGCAGCCUCCCUCUAUGGCACCUUCUCACGUCUCAUUAACACCAUAGCAGAGAAGUCUCUCAUCCCCGUGGGCCCACAGCCCGUGUCCACUGAUCGGAUGAAGACAGUUCUGAAGGGCUGCUGGUGUAAACAGGGGGAAAUGGAGGCCCCGCCUCAAACUGACCAGGAUUCAGACGCUUUGUUCUACCUUUUGAAUGGAGUUGCCGCCCUCUCAGCCCUCCAUGCAAGUGAUUCUAGCACUAAUCCUGCUUUCCUACAACUGACUGUCCCUUGGGUUGUCAUCUCUGGAGCUAUUGUUCAGAUUUACGUCAGCCGGCUACAGGUCACAGGAGGUGGCCGGUUCGGAUCCGUCAUCUCCUCCAUCUAUGUAGCAGUAUGGGCGACCUGGACAUGGUUUAGAUUUGCAGGUUAUUCCCUCCAGCUUCCUGCAGAGGCAUCGUACGGGUUCACAGCAGGAGUCACUGCUCUUCUGGUUAUUAAUGCUUUCCUCAUGCUAAUUGCUGCCUACAGAAACUUAGUUUUGCUGUUUCUAACAACAAUCAUGGAGGUAGUUCUGGUCUGUCUCCUGCUCUCCACACUGGGUCGACUACCAUAUCAGCUAGAGAUGGCCAUGCUCGCCCUCCUUUCCAUAAUUUCUGCAUAUGGAGCUCUGGGAUCACUUCUCAACUGCAACUUCUCACAGCGGCUGCUGCCUAUGGGCCCUGCUCUCCUGAAGGAGAAAUUUAAGCAGGAGUCUGCGGCAGAGUCUCCAUGUACAGUGGCAAACUCGCGACACACCAGUGGCCUUUUGAAGAUCGCCGGCCUUCUGGAAGAAGGAGGAGUGUGUGGUAUUCCCACAGACACAGUGUACGCCCUGGCUGCCUCAUGCAAGAAUCCUCAGGCUAUAGAGAGAAUCUACAACAUUAAAGACAGACCAGCAGAGAAACCCAUCUGUAUCUGCAUCUCCAGUCUCGAGCAGCUGGUACUGACCAAGCCUCCCUUCAGUCCUCUGCUCUGGGAGUUUAUGAGGAAUGUGUAUCCUGGAGGCAUCAGCUGCAUUGUCAGCAAAGGAGACUGGUUGACCAGACUAGGUGUGGGGCCAGCUUAUGAUCGGGUUGGAACCAAGGACACCAUCAUGAUCCGGGUCCCUGACCACACAGUGACUGCUCACCUAUGUAACAUCACUGGACCCCUGGCCAUAACCUCAGCCAAUCCCAGUGGAGAAGCAGACAGCACCCACCACAGCAUGGUCAUCAACCGACUUGGACACAAGAUUCAAGGGGUUCUGUGCGAUGGAGACUCAAAUGAACUUUGUGCUUCUACUGUUAUCAAUUGCCUGAAAAUUGAUGAAGGGACCAUCACCAUUGUGCGUGAAGGCUGUGUUCCCUCACUAAAAAUCCACCAGAUCUUUGACAGAGUAAAAAGCUCCAUGGUGUGAUUGUUGGGUUCUUUCUUCUCAGGCUGUAGCAUUUUCAAUGAAAAAAAAUCCUCAUAAACACUAAAUAAAAACAGUGUGACCCUAAGACGUAGUGUUGCUAACACAUUCAUAAAAGUUGAGGUCAACGUCAAACUGGAAUCACUAUUAGUGGCUUCAAAUGCUUUUAAGGAGCAGAAAAUAUGUUAUUUUACAUGAAGGAUGACCUAAUGAAGGAAAACAUGUGGAGAACUUUAGUUUUAUAUUAAUAAAAUGUGAAAGUUUAAAACCUUGUAUAAAUGUAUUUAAAGAUUUAAGGUUUAAGGAAUUUUAACAUUAGUCUUUGUUUUUGUGGAGUUGAAACAGAAAUUAUAUGCGGCAUAAAAUCACUGUACAUUAUUAAACUGAAAUAAACGUGAAAUAAAUAGAAAAAUAUUGUGUAUUCAAUAACUUUAAAUUAGCCAUAUCUGCCUGCAAAUUUGCGUUUUUCAAUUUGUACAUUUUAAAUAAGUUAUGAAUUAACAAAAGAUGGUGUAAAAUGUAUUCAUACACACAGUUACUUUCAACUAUGAACUAAUAA
Molecule: messenger RNA, 3420 nt
Organism: Betta splendens (Siamese fighting fish)
Lineage: Eukaryota; Metazoa; Chordata; Actinopteri; Anabantiformes; Osphronemidae
Exons: 12
Coding region: 219-2864 (881 amino acids)
Biological process (GO): regulation of translational fidelity
Cellular component (GO): cytoplasm
Molecular function (GO): nucleotidyltransferase activity; tRNA binding; double-stranded RNA binding
Source: RefSeq, a predicted model, not a curated record